Messenger RNA from Passer montanus (Eurasian tree sparrow), 1138 nucleotides. RefSeq names its product BTB domain containing 18 (gene BTBD18). The transcript has 2 exons. Gene Ontology annotation, biological process: positive regulation of transcription elongation by RNA polymerase II. The record is from RefSeq and is a predicted model, not a curated record. The coding region runs from base 31 to 1107 and encodes 358 amino acids. Lineage: Eukaryota; Metazoa; Chordata; Aves; Passeriformes; Passeridae. Gene Ontology annotation, molecular function: protein binding.
CGCGGGGACAGCGCGGGCUGUCCGCACCGCAUGGGCACGCGGGGUCUGCGGACAUCGCCACACGCCAGCCCCAAACCACUAGGACAGCCCGAGGAGGGCAGGCAGGCCGCGAGUCCCCAGCAGGACGCUCGGUGUGUGUGUCCCUGCAGCACGGCCAUGGGCUCUCCCACAGCCAGCCCGCAGCUGCUGUACCGCAGCACCCGCCUGCUGCGCACGGCCUUCCAGCACCUCCACCAGCAGCAGCAGCGAGCCGACGUCUUCUGCGAUGUGGUCCUGUGGGCUGAAGGCGAGUCAGUGGUGGCCCACUGCAGUGUUCUCUCCGUCUGCAGCCCCUUCUUCAUGGAGCAGCUGGGCCGGGAGCUGCCCCCCCAGGGUCGCAGGGUGGUGCUGGAGCUGGCGGGGCUGAAGAUCGGGGUGCUGCGCAAGCUGGUGCGCUUCUUCUACACUGCCGAGCUGGAGGUCACGCAGGAGGAGGUGCACGAGGUGCUGGCAGCCGCCCGCCGCCUCCGUGUCACCGAGCUCGAGUCACUGCAGCUCUGGGGAGGACGCCUGGUGAGACUGGGACCCCAGCGGCAGCUCGACCGCUCCUGCCUGCAUUCCGCUCAGGAAGCCUCCCCCGUGGUGGCAGCUGACACGGCUGAGCCUAGCAGUGCCAGCUCCGGGGUGUCCCCGCAGAGGCAGGCACGCUCUCCGGGGCACACACACCCCAGCCCCAUCGGGCGGAUGAGGCUGCGGAAGGUGGAGCGCUGGGGGUGCUGGGAGGUGGUGCGGGACGUGCAGCCCCCCCCUGUCCCUCCACCGGUACCGGUGGGGGAUGUGGGGGUGACACAAGCACAGCCCCCCCAGGAUGAGGAUGCACGGGAGCAGGUGGGCAAGUGCUCCCCAGCCCAGCAGCCCCCCGGUGCAAACGGGAUGCAGCAGCAGGGGGACUCCCCUGUGUCCCCGCAGGGCUGCCAGCAGGCAGCACCCCCAGGGACCCCGGGAAGUGACACCAAGGAAGAGGAGGUGGAUGUGGGGACUGGGGAGCUGUUCCUGCCCCCUGGCACAGUCUGCCUCUGGCCCAGCCCUUCAUCUGAGUCAGAAGAGGAGGUGGAUGUCCUGACCUAGGGGGGGCUGGCUCUGCCUCUCCCCCCACCAG